Cryptotermes secundus is the source of this 888-nucleotide messenger RNA. RefSeq lists its product as uncharacterized. NCBI's taxonomy places the organism in Eukaryota, Metazoa, Arthropoda, Insecta, Blattodea, Kalotermitidae. The record is from RefSeq and is a predicted model, not a curated record. The coding region runs from base 157 to 813 and encodes 218 amino acids. The transcript has 13 exons.
GCAAUACUGUUUCCCGGUGUCGUGCACUGUCAACAUGAAUGCGAGUCUAUACAACGAACUUCAUCUGCAGAGCGAACAUUCGUAGAGUUGCGGUGGUAAGUGGGACGUCGGUACGUAGUUGCAGUGGGAAGUGGGAGGUCGGUACGCAGAAGCCCAAUGCAGUUUGAAACUAAAAUUGCAGAAAUGUUUUCUUACGAACUUCUGUUCCAGAUUUGGUUUGUAGUUUCGGCAGGCACCCUGUUUGUGGCAGGUAUCAAUGAUUAUAUUCGUGGAAUUGUUAAGGAAACUUUGACCAUGGAGGAGGUAUAUUUCAUAGCCGGCAUUAUUGCAUUCAUCCUUCACUUGUUCCUUGAUGUAGAAAUGAGUUCUUCCGAACUUCUGGUGUGGAUUAUGUUGGUAGUUAUGGCAGGCACCCUGUUUGUGGCAUGUAAAAAAAUGUGGAAUUUCCAAAUGGGAGGAUUGAAGGGGGGGCAAGCAUUUUUCGUGUCAGCCAUGAUUUUCGCCGCGAGUUCCUCUUUCCUUGAUAAAAAAGUUCCUGUUCUCAAAUUUUUGGCGGUUUUUUUUACGACAGCUGUGUUAGCUGCUGUGGGCCUGGCUUGUGUCUUGGAGAUGUUUUUCUUGAUCCAUGUGCGUGGACGUUUAAUGCCGGAGCGAUUGUGUAUGGUGAUAGCAUCCUUCCCUGCAUUACAGUAUUUGAAUUACUUCAUGAAAAAAGUUCCUGUUCUCAAAUUUUUGGCGGUUUUUUUUGACGACAGCUGUGUUAGUUGCUGUGGGCCUGGCUUGUGGGGGAGGCAUCUUUUGUGGCAGGCAUAAUUGUAUCCUUCUAUUUCUUUUACCCUGAGGAAAAAAUGGACAAAUGGACUAACCAUUCGGUAUGUACGAUUCCAG